Molecule: messenger RNA, 1290 nt
Organism: Indicator indicator
Lineage: Eukaryota; Metazoa; Chordata; Aves; Piciformes; Indicatoridae
Gene: HORMAD2
Product: HORMA domain containing 2
Source: RefSeq, a predicted model, not a curated record
AUGGCUACUCAGCAGCUUUUACAGACCAGGCAAAAGAAAAAGUCCUCUAAGGAAUCAGUGGUGUUCCCCAACAAAGUCUCCACGGAGCAGCAGUCGGUGGUGCUGGUGAAACAGCUGCUGGCCAUCUCUGUGUCCUGUAUCACCUACAUGAGGGGGCUGUUCCCAGAGAGCUCCUAUGGAACUCGUUAUUUAGAUGACCUCUGUCUAAAAAUUCUCCGAGAAGAUAAAAGCUGUCUGGGAUCGCUGCAGAUAGUCAAGUGGCUUCAAGGUUGUUUUGAUGCUUUGGAGAGGCAGUAUUUACACAUCGCCGUGCUGGCAAUUUACACCAAUCCCAAGGAACCGGAGACAGUGACUGAACUGUAUCAGUUCAAGUUCAAGUACAUAAAGGAGGUGCCCCAGAUGGACAUCAUCAGCAACCAAGUGAAUUUGGAGGGGAACUGCAGCGAGGACAUUAAACAGGCCAGCAGGCUCCUGCUCCGCAAGCUCUACCUGCUCAUGCAGAACCUUGGGCCACUUCCCAAUGACAUCACCCUGACCAUGAAGCUCCUCUACUACAGUGAUGUGACUCCAGAAGAUUAUCAGCCCCCUGGCUUUAAGGAAGAUGGCAGCCCUGGUGACCUGCUGUUUGAUGGUGACCCUGUCAACCUGAGGGUAGGAUCAGUCUCCACUGGCUUCCACCUCAUGAAGGUGAGAGUGACAACUGAAAAGAAAAGAAUGGCAACAGUAGAGAGCAGCCUGAUCCAGAAGAAGGGCCCUACUGAGAUCUCCCAUCAAGGCUUAGACUGUGAUGAAGAGGAAGAGGAGGGCAGCACUAAGAAUCACCCUCUCCCCAUCAGAGCAGAUUCAAGUGAGCAUGGACAGGACAAAAGUGAGGCCCAUCCAGGCUGGAAAAUGGAAACAUCUUCUUACCUUCAAGAUACAGGUGGAGAGAAGCUGACAGGAGUAAAGGAGAUGGGCAGGAUGCAGCAGGCCAAUUGCUCUGCAAGCUGCCAUGACAGAAAGCAGUUGAAGGGUGAAGCCUACCAUGUGCAGAGCAAGAGGAGAGCAUUUUUCUGUGGCAAUGUCAUCAUCUUGAACUUUUGCAGAAAAGCAAAAAAAGCAAAAAAAAAAAAAAAAAAGAAGAAAAUGCAAGGUUUAUCUCUAACUGUCUAUCAAGAGCUGUAUCUGAUGAGAAGUUCCCAGAACAUUUUCUCCUCCAAACCAGCUGAGGCUACACAGCCCCAAACAACGAAGAGAACAAGAUUCAGAGAUGAGCUUGCCUCUCUCCUUCCUGUGAGCUGGGAGGAGUGA